Molecule: messenger RNA, 4484 nt
Organism: Gasterosteus aculeatus aculeatus (three-spined stickleback)
Lineage: Eukaryota; Metazoa; Chordata; Actinopteri; Perciformes; Gasterosteidae
Product: dehydrogenase/reductase SDR family member 13
Source: RefSeq, a predicted model, not a curated record
ACAAAUCGAAGAAGAAGAAGAUGAGCAUUCACAGCAGCCAAUCCGACGCCACUGUGUGGUGCACAGUGCAGUGAUGUCCGCGCUGCUUUUGCUCGUAGCAGGAGCCCUUUUCUUUUACAUUCUACUUUAUUACAGUGUGUUCAAGGGAGCUUCGUGCUCCAGGUCUGUAAAGCUGAAUGGGAAGACGGUCAUUGUAACAGGAAGCGACACUGGCAUCGGCAAGGCCACGGCUCUAGAACUGGCAAAGAGAGGAGCCAGGGUGAUCCUGGCCUGCAGCAACAAGGACAAAGCUGAGUCCGCUGCUUUCGAUAUCCGAACAGAGAGUGGGAACAAUCAGGUGGUGUUCAUGCAGUUGGAUCUUGCAAGUUUAAAGUCUGUUCGCUGCUUUGCUGAAACCUUCCUGAAGACUGAACCCAGACUGGACAUCCUAAUCAACAACGCAGGUGUCAUGGGUCCAGGACGCACUGAGGAUGGUUUUGGCAUGGCCCUCGGAGUCAACCACUUAGGUCACUUUCUGCUGACCAACCUUCUUCUAGAGAAACUGCAGCAGUGUGGCCCAAGUCGCGUGGUUACCGUGGCAGCACUUCUGCACUGCUUCGGAACUGCCAACUUCCCUCUACUGGCUUCCAAGAAAGACUCGGUGUCCGGUCAGUCGACCUGGAACAACUUUCGAGCCUACUGCAACAGCAAGCUGUUCAAUGUACUCUUCACCAGAGAGCUGGCCAACCGGCUGGAAGGUACCAGUGUCACCUGCUACAGCCUUCACCCAGUAACAAAAAAGAGUGGGUGGUCGACAAUAAAGCAACGAGUUGCGGCGGGAGCAGCAGCGACGGCAGCAGGCGAGCUCAGACAAGAAUGCUGCAGUGAAGGAAGAGGAAUCUCGUGGGGGUGAGAGGUGUUCGCUGGAUGAGUCUUCCACCAUGCAACAGCUCCCAGAUCGGCGGCUUGUGGCCGUACAACAUGCUCGCUGGUCAGCCUGGCCCUUCAGCGGAUUUCAAAGCCCUGGCUGGAAACAAAAGGUUUUUCCUCUGAUGUAAAACAUUUUCUCUUUCUCAUGUUUGCCUUUUUAAUGUAGUGAGGUGAUCAAAAAUGUUCAGACAGCAGUUGACAAAAUGCAACGUUUUUUUUUAAUGACUUUCAUCUCAUCUUAAAACAUUGUUUUUCAAGUUUCAAGAUUGCAAAAAGCGUUUUGAGGAUAAAUUCGUCAUAAUGAAUUAUAAAAUACUCAUUUAGGUGUUAUCUCAUCAUUGCCUUGUUGUAAAUAGAAUUACAAUAAAAUGUAAAGUAACGGCUCUUCAAGAUUACAAACAAUGAUUUGUAUUCAGCACAUUCAACCCAUUUUUAUUGCUUAUAAGCCCCUCAUGAGAAGGCCCAGAUAUGUUGUUAUAUAUCACUCACCAUACUGUACUGAAGACAAAUAAAUUAAAUCACGUAGUGAAAAUAAUGAGAAUGAACACACCAAAUAUUAGACAAUAGCAUGAUCAUUGUGUCUAUAUUGUAAAACACUGCAAGCAUAUGUAUAUAUAUGCACCGUUGUUUAUCCUGAAUCUGUUUGGUUCUUUGUACAUACAAAGGUCGCCUCACUUCUAUGUGUCUAGUGUCUGUCUGUCUGUAUUGUCCCUUUCAAAUAAACUUGUGAGGAAGAUAAGGAUAAAAAAGAGAUUAUUGAUUUAAGGUGUGAUUGCAGUUUUGGUUUUGAAAAUAAGCAUAAAAACCCGAAGAAGAUAAAAUGUUGUUUUCUAAAAAUUGCAAUGCAUGGUUUAGUCCCGUUCCAAGGACUGGCUACAUCGCUAGAAAAAGAUUUGAAAUAAUCAUUAUCAAAGGCCUAUUUUACGAUCUGUAAAAAAUGUGGAGAAUGUGGUAAGAAAUAUACCCAUAUGCUAUAUUAUAAGAAUAGUGAUGUUUAUGUUCGACUGCUUGUUUAUGUGAUUCAGACAAAGCUAAAGUAUGAACCUCUAUUGUAUCCAGGUAACCCUGGUGGAGUCUUAUUUUGUAUCCUUAUAUUUCUCAUAUCAUUUGCCUCUAAUGAGUCAAUGAUCAGAAAGAAAUGACAAGUAGAGUUCAUUGUGUAGCUGUAAACUGACUGCAAACCAUAGUUGAAGCUGGUUGAACUUGUCUUGCUUCCUGUCUGAAUUCUCAGUGUGAAACACUAGAUGGAGCUGUGAUCAUACCUCAGACCGCUUACACACUAACUUACUGCGGUUGGGCACAGGCCACUUCCACAGCCUCCAUCACAGGAAAUACAGCUGGCUGCUUCUCCUGUCAGCCUCUGUGCAUGAUGACUUUGCUGCAUUGUGUUCCACUUUUCCCAUCCAGCAUUUCAUUGUAUCCAGGAACAAUCAAUUGGACAGAGUGAAGCGGAGGAAAAAAAAUGAUGCCAUCCGUACCAUGUCAGCAACAACACUGCAGGCCUAUUUUGCUUUUCUACAGCAUCUGUAUUUCCCGCAUGUGUUACAGUGACCCAGAGGGCUCGGAGGGAGUCUUCUGGCAGAAGCUCAUUACUCCAUUAAACCAAAAGACUGAGGAGGAAUUAACACAAUACUGUCCAUUGCGUGACAAUAACCAGCAUUGAUUUAGCAGUUACAGUCUGACGUCAGUUGCCUGUGUCCUACUGUGAUGUGUUAUGAAUGAAAAACCUGGGCUGUAGCAGCAAUGUUGUGAGUUGAAAUUCCUUCCUUCAAGUAUAGUAGGCAGAUUUAGCAGAAAUCACAUUUGUCUGCCGCUUUGCUUAAAUUAUAACGCUCGUGGCAUUUAAUUUUCUCUCAAUAUUAAGAAAACACAUGGAAACACCAAAACCGCCAAAAAAUAUAUUAUGUAGUUAACAUUUAAUCCGCAGCUCAACAUUUUCUCCAACAUCUUUUCCUCCCGUUUUUUAAAUUGUGUUUGUUAAUAACUACAGUGUUUUGGGACAUUACAGAGCCUUUGCAAAAUGUAGGAAUACAUAUUUUAGGAUUGAAAAUAAAAUAUUUAAUUGAAUUUUUGAUUUUGCCAUUUUAUGACAUGUUAUGUUAUUUUAUGUUAAAUAUACAUUGUGGUUGGUUAGCUCAGGUAGCCGACAGGGUUCCUAACUAGGUGGCUUAAUCCAUGCUUCCUUCUAGUUUUGUGCUGCCCUGGAGCACGACACAAAGUUACAAAUUGGUUCUCACAUGGGUUUAAAAUGCAUGGACAAAAGUUCAUGAAAAGGUCAAAUUCAAAAAGAAGAAAACAACGCCUAAAUAAUGAUUCUCAUUUGUUUAUCAUUCAGACAGGCUCAGAAAGUUUAUUUAAUAAAUGUGAAAAUCCACAUGAAUACGAUCAUUGCAAUGAACAUACAUACUGUACAUAUAUACAUACUUUCCAGGCCUGAAUAUUUAACACACGUUGAAAACAAUCCGAAGCUGUUUUACCACUCAAAUUGACUUAUGAGGAAGACAACAAUAAAAAAUAUGUUAUUGAUUUAAGCUGUAAUUGUAGUUUUCGUUUUAUAAAUAAGUAUAAAGAUCCAAAGAAUACAAAAUGUUGCGAUGCACAGAAUAACUCUUAAGCCCCUUUACACAACCCUUUACAUGCCCUAGAAUUUGUUAGUUUCCCUGUGGAUUUCAUAGGGAAUCUGUGACUGUUAUAAGUUUACUUCAAAGCUAAUUAAUUAGAGUUUCAAUAAUGUUAUUGUGAUGAAACAAAUGAAUAGAUUAUAAUUGUGCCCUGCAGUGGUUUUGACACACUGCAUUUGGCCAUCAGUAUUUGACCAUUUCUCUAAUUGAAUACGAUCUGGCGAGGCAAUUGCUUUCUCAAUGCUGAUUAUGUUGUAUGUAUGUCUUAUAAAAAUGCAGCCCUGCAGCAACCAACCACAACCACACGCGUGAGCUGGUUCCUCUUGCUGAGGAAAGAAACACAUGCUAUUACUAAAGAAAAGAAAAAAAGAUAAUGAUUUGUAAAAUAAUUAAAUUAAUUAAAAUGCGUCUGAUUUAUUUUCUUGUCUUUGACAGGUUUUAUGAGAUGCAAAAAUGGUCACAAUUGAUACCCUGAUUAUCAAUAUACUGAUGUGUCUCGUCCUAUUGCUGAAGCAUUAUGUCAUUUAUUAUGUCCAGGAAGCACAUCAACAUUUUAAAUAAUUUCCUGAAAAUAAAAAGUUUAAAGUCAUAAUGAGACAAAUAAAUUAAGGGAAAACUGCUCUAAAAUAAAAAAUCAGCUAUUAUUUAAUCUCCACAAGUCUCAUGUCAGAUUCAAAAUUGGCGGCAAACUCUGGUUUCUAAAGGGAAGGUGUCUUAAAGCUGCAUUCUCUCUAGUGUCAAGCAGGUGACUCCUCUGGUUCUAUACGUCUUUUGGGAAAAUCACUUGGGCUGGAUUUGAGUUGUCAAAUUUCCUAAAUAAACUUCUUAAUUGUGUGAAAUGACCCGGACGUAGUGUAAGUGAUAUGCUAUGAUGAGAGCUGUUCAAACAAGGCUCUGCUCACUGACCUGACCAAUCCCUAUACACUUAAUAUUACAAUAAAUUAAAUGAUUACA